Penicillium mononematosum is the source of this 543-nucleotide messenger RNA. RefSeq lists its product as uncharacterized. The transcript has a single exon. NCBI's taxonomy places the organism in Eukaryota, Fungi, Ascomycota, Eurotiomycetes, Eurotiales, Aspergillaceae. The coding region runs from base 1 to 543 and encodes 180 amino acids. The record is from RefSeq and is a predicted model, not a curated record.
AUGGCACUACAUUUGAUACCUAUCGCUCGCUUCUUGGAAUCCGUCAAAUUGCUCUUCGUCAUCGCCGAAUCGAGUAUGUCACCUCCAACUUUCAAAAGGUCGGCUAGCUCAACGGGCUUCAAAUUCCCCGGCCUUUGGGAUCCUAAUGCAGCAGCCUGCUCACUCAACAACACGCCACUCAUCGGCUCUCAAGCUUUGCAAGCCCAUGACACUUUGGGCCCUUGCUCGGAUCCAGCUUGUCACCAUGUGCAUUCUCUCUUCCCCCCAAUGCCCCUUGGGAUGAUUCAGCAGGUUGCUGUGCUUGUAGUGCGGGAUGUCCUACGUGAGCGCGAACAGAUUGUCUCUGUCAGCUCUAGCCAGUCGCUCUAUUACCACUCUGCCGCCCGGAUACACCGUAAUCCGCCGACUCAUUUCCCUUACUGCCCGCUGUGGAUGGAGUGGUUGAUGCGGUCUUUCGUGUAUGCAUCUUCAGUCUGGUGGUCCUAUAUUAUAUGGCGGUCACACAGGACAGUUUUGAAGGUUAUACCUUCUCGGGAUAACUAG